Ictidomys tridecemlineatus (thirteen-lined ground squirrel) is the source of this 1394-nucleotide messenger RNA. It is a transcript of the gene Ren, whose product is annotated as renin. Gene Ontology annotation, molecular function: aspartic-type endopeptidase activity. The record is from RefSeq and is a predicted model, not a curated record. Lineage: Eukaryota; Metazoa; Chordata; Mammalia; Rodentia; Sciuridae. Gene Ontology annotation, biological process: angiotensin maturation.
CCAAGACUGAGCGGAAGCAUGGACGGACGGAGCAGAAUGCCCCGCUGGGGACUCUUGCUGGUACUCUGGGGCUCCUGCACCUUGGGUCUCCCUGCGGACACAUCCUCCUUCCGACGGAUCUUCCUCAAGAAAAUGCCCUCCGUUCGGGACAGCCUGAAGGACCGAGGCGUGGAUAUGGCCAGGCUCAGUGCUGAGUGGGGCCAGUUCACCAGGAGGCUCUCCUUCAGCAACAGCACCUCACCAGUGGUCCUCACCAACUACCUGGACACCCAGUACUACGGUGAGAUCGGCAUCGGCACACCACCACAGACCUUCAAAGUCAUCUUUGACACGGGUUCAGCCAACCUCUGGGUACCCUCCACCAAGUGCAGCCCCCUCUACACUGCCUGUGAGAUUCACAGCCUCUAUGACGCCUCAGAAUCCUCCAGCUACUUGGAGAAUGGGACGGAAUUCACCAUCCACUAUGGAUCAGGGAAGGUCAAAGGCUUCCUGAGCCAGGACGUAGUGACUGUGGGCGGAAUCACAGUGACACAGACAUUUGGAGAGGUCACAGAACUGCCCUUGAUACCCUUCAUGCUGGCCAAGUUUGAUGGGGUUCUGGGCAUGGGCUUCCCUGCACAGGCCGUCGGGGGUGUCACCCCUGUCUUUGACCACAUCCUCUCCCAGAGGGUUCUGAAAGAAGAUGUCUUCUCUGUCUACUACAGCAGGGACUCCCACCUGCUAGGGGGAGAGCUCGUGCUGGGGGGCAGUGACCCCCAGUAUUACCAAGGGAACUUCCACUACGUGAGCAUCAGCAAGACUGGCUCCUGGCAGAUCACGAUGAAGGGGGUGUCUAUAGGGUCUGUCACCUUGCUGUGUGAGGAGGGCUGCAUGGCAGUGGUGGACACCGGUGCAUCCUACAUCUCGGGUCCCACCAGCUCCCUGAGGCUGGUCAUGGAGGCCCUGGGGGCCAAGGAGCAGAGCACAGAUGAAUAUGUCGUGAACUGCAACCAGGUGCCCACCCUCCCUGACAUCUCCUUCCACCUGGGAGGCAGGGCCUACACGCUCACCAGUGCCGACUAUGUGUUACAGGACCCCUACAGUAGUGAGGACCUGUGCACAUUGGCCCUCCAUGGCCUGGACAUCCCACCGCCCACUGGGCCCAUCUGGGCCUUAGGUGCCAGCUUCAUCCGAAAGUUCUACACAGAGUUUGAUCGGCAUAAUAAUCGUAUUGGCUUUGCAUUGGCCCGCUGAGCCCUCCGCUGCCUGGGGAAACCCUGACUUCAGCCUGAGUCCCUCUGCCUUGGCCUCUACGCUCAUGUGGGGACACUGGAUGUGGAGCUCCUGCUAGAUGCUUGCCCUGCCCCCUGCACCAGCCCUUCCCUGCUCUGAAAAUAAAGACUUCAUGUUCAUGA